Messenger RNA from Diabrotica balteata, 534 nucleotides. The record is from the annotation of a GenBank genome assembly. NCBI's taxonomy places the organism in Eukaryota, Metazoa, Arthropoda, Insecta, Coleoptera, Chrysomelidae.
AUGAACAAAGAAACUUCAAAGGCAUGCACCGGAAUCGGUGCUAACGGAACGAUGCGUUUAUCACGUAGAGAUGGGCAGUUGUGUGUAUCAUUCUUAGUGGCUCUCGCAACCGUAAAUGCCGGUUACGCAGGCAGUUACGGAGGUCAUGAAGGCUAUGGUGGAGAUCAUGGUGGCCACGAUCUUUCCCACACUGUGGAAAUAACCAAGCACGUGCCAAUUCCUGUCUACAAACACGAAGCAGUUCCAAUUCCCCACACUAUUCCAGUUCCAGUUCCAAAACCAGUAGCAGUACCCGUACCACAACCCUACCCCGUUCACAUUAAAGUUCCCCAACCUGUUGCCGUUCCCGUCAUCAAAACCAUCACCAUUCCCGUCGAGAAACCAGUACCUUACAAGGUCGAGAAGGAAAUCCCAUACCACGUUGAGAAACCAGUACCAGUUCCAGUGGAAAAACACAUUCCCAUCAGAAUCCCCAAACCAGUUCCCGUCAAGGUACCAGUUUACAAAGUUGUAUACCACCAUAGCAAACACUAA